AUGGACCCCUCAAACCUCCAAAAGCAGCGUGAGCCAGAGGAGCCACGCUAUCUCGACUUCCCCCAUCUGCCUGAUGAUGCUAUGCGCGACGGGAAACCUAUACUCAAUAAGUACUCGUCCACAGUCACUAGAGACCAUGACUUCCCCGGCGCCCAAGCAAUGCUCUACGCCGCGGGAGUGCCAGACAAGGAGACCAUGAAGACAGCGCCUCAUGUGGGUGUUGCUUCGGUGUGGUGGGAGGGCAAUCCUUGCAAGUAA
Messenger RNA from Coniosporium apollinis CBS 100218, 258 nucleotides. RefSeq lists its product as uncharacterized. Lineage: Eukaryota; Fungi; Ascomycota; Dothideomycetes. The record is from RefSeq and is a predicted model, not a curated record. The transcript is spliced from 2 exons. The coding region runs from base 1 to 258 and encodes 85 amino acids.